GUGCUAGUUGCAUUGAUUUUGAUCCUUUAAUACAGUUUACAAUAAAUAGUAAGCUUCAAUCAAGCUAAUGAUGAAUAGCGAUAAUCUUAGUAGUGUAAACGAAACAUACUUUGGUAGCUAUGAAGAUCUGGAGAUCCAUCAACUUAUGCUCACCGACAAACCGCGACAAGAUGCUUACCAGUCUGCCAUUCUUGGCGGAAGGGACCUCUUCAAAGAUAAAACCGUCCUGGACGUAGGAACCGGGACGGGAAUUUUGUCCAUUUUUUGCGCUCAAGCCGGUGCCAGAAAGGUCUACGCCGUCGAAGCCUCCAACUUGGCCCGUUUAGCACGGGGCGUCAUCAAAGAGAAUGGCUUCGAGCAGGUAAUCGAGGUUUUUGAGUGUAAAAUUGAAGAUUUCCAACUGCCACCAGGCGCCGACAAGGUGGACAUACUCGUAUCCGAAUGGAUGGGAUUCUUCUUACUGCACGAAGGAAUGUUGGAUUCGGUGAUUUAUGCUAGGGAUAAAUUCCUUAAACCGAAUGGGCUGAUGUUUCCGGAUACAGCAUCGAUAUUGGUUGCUCCCAGCAGUGUUCCCAGCCGGUUCGAUGACUUUGAAAAUCUGUCCGGGGUGAGUAUGAAAUGUUUCGGACGGGAGCUACGAAAGCAGAAAGCAGACAAACCGGAAAUUUUGAACGUAGCGGCGGAGCACUUGCUGCACGAAGGGCACAUAAUGACGUGGCUGGAUUUGAAGGAAGUCACUUCAGAAGACUUGAAUUCCUUCGAUAUGAAGGAGGUGAUGGUCAUUCAGAAUCCGGGCAAAUUUCAAGGUGUUUGCAUAUGGUUUGACUGUACCUUUCCCAGCGGUGACACCAAUCAGAUGAAUGAGGUGGUUCUAUCGACGAAUCCAAAGUGUCCCGCCACGCAUUGGAAACAGAGUGUGAUUCUCCUGCCAGAAGACGCCUGCGAGGAGGUGGACAAAUUGGAUCCUAUUGCAUUCAGCUUGAGUUUAGCGAGAAACUCGGAGAAUAAUAGAAGAUAUAACUUGCAGCUAACGCUGCUGGAUGUAGAGAAGGAAGAACACGGCUUACCUUGUGACUGUGUAAUGACAAAGUGCAUCCUCAUGAAAGCGCAUUUACAGAAGAUGGAAGUCGAUCAAUAA
Molecule: messenger RNA, 1138 nt
Organism: Ochlerotatus camptorhynchus
Lineage: Eukaryota; Metazoa; Arthropoda; Insecta; Diptera; Culicidae
Gene: Art8
Product: Arginine methyltransferase 8
Exons: 3
Coding region: 68-1138 (356 amino acids)
Biological process (GO): peptidyl-arginine methylation
Cellular component (GO): nucleus
Molecular function (GO): protein-arginine N-methyltransferase activity
Source: RefSeq, a predicted model, not a curated record